AACCCUCGACAGAUGAUCGAUAGUGCCAUCGAUUGCAAGUGGCAAGGUGCAAAAAAGUGGGCAAAAAAGGUGCAAUGUUUUAACGUUAUUUAAAUGCGUUAAGUGGAGUUGCAUUGCAGACGACAACAACAAUAACAACAGCAGUGUGGAAUGCCGGCAUUUAAUUGAUUUAACUGUUUUUUUUCUGCGGGCAGCGCAGCAGCAGAGCAGCAACAACAAAAACAAAAACAUAAACUAAGCUCCACAAAUACAUAUACAUAAACACAUAUAAGCACUAAUACAAAGGACGAAAAACAAACGGAAAAAGGAAAAACAAACACAAAGAAGGCAAGAAGAAGAAGACGAGGAUAAAGGGAAAAGCAGCUUUUCCAGAAAUUGGGUCGCGCCUUGCAAGCUUGGUUUGUUGUUGUUGUUGCUGGUGAUUUUCACACGAAUUUCAUUCGCCUUUGUUGUUGUUGUGCUGUGUGCAUUUGUUGCUGCCGUCGUCGUCGUCGUUUUGUUGUUGUUGUUGCUGCUGGCAGCUAAAUGUUAUGGCAACACUUGCAACCUGCAUUUGUGUGGAGUGAGAAGUGGAAAGCGAAAGGAUAAUACCAAUAUCUAUUGGCAAGUCGGAAGGAAGCCUUAGAUUUCCACCAGAAUAUCCUGGCAAAGUUUAUGGCAACCCUACGCUUGUGUGUUUGUGUGGACUGACCCAGCGGAGUAGCUUGAAAUCGAGAGGAUACCACUGCUGCAGCCAGCCAGUCAGGCCUUAAUCUCCACCAGAAACUGUUCAGCUCCAGAACCCGAUCCCCCGACCAUAGACACAUAGAAUACCACCAAUAAUCCCCGUGAAAAAUGAGUGUGGUGGGCAAGCAACUGAAUCCCGUGCAAUCCUCCAAUGCAGCUGCCGUGGCCACAGCGUCCUCCUCGGCCGCAGGAUCCUCCUCGGCUGGCAGCGGAGUGGAGGCCAAUGGCGGCAGUGGAGGAGCCGCGGGAGCUGCCGCAUCGGGCGGCGCCUCCAAUGACUCCAAACGAGCUGCGGAGCCAUCCAGCGUGAGUCCCGAUGAGGUGCUCCACCUGACCAAGAUCACGGACGACUAUCUCUGCUCCGCCAAUGCAAAUGUGUUCGAGAUUGACUUCACGCGGUUCAAGAUCCGCGACCUGGAGAGCGGUGCCGUGCUCUUCGAGAUCGCCAAGCCGCCGAGCGAGCAAUAUCCCGACGGACUGUCCGUGGAGGAGACCAUGCUGGCGGCAGCCGAGGAACUGUCGCUGGAGGACACUGCCGAUCCAAAUGCCGGACGCUAUGUGCGCUAUCAGUUCACACCGGCAUUUCUCAACCUCAAAACAGUGGGAGCCACUGUGGAAUUCACUGUGGGCAGCCAGCCUGUCAAUAACUUCCGCAUGAUCGAACGCCACUUCUUCCGCGAUCGCCUGCUAAAGACCUUCGACUUUGAGUUUGGCUACUGCAUUCCAUAUUCGAAGAACACGUGCGAGCACAUCUACGAGUUUCCUAACCUUCCACCCGACCUAGUGGCUGAGAUGAUAUCGAGCCCCUUUGAGACGCGCUCGGACAGCUUUUACUUUGUGGAAAACAGACUCGUCAUGCACAACAAAGCCGACUACGCCUACGAUGGCGGCAUUAUAGUCUAGAAGCCCAACUAAUGUGGAUCUACAACUAGAGCAAAACUAAUAACUAAAGAACUAAAAACUACAAAUGCUGUGAGACAAAAUCAAUGACUUGUCACACACACGAAACACUCGAAACACCCACUCAAAACUCAAAACUGAAAGGGUUACACUCAAAUUGAAAAUUGAAAAUGGAAAAUUGAAAAUCAACAAUCACACACACACUCACAAACACAUCGAAUCGAAUCGAGGAAUAUUAUCACAGCCAUUUUAGCCUUAGCACAAGAGUUUUACCCACCAUUCCUGUUUGAUGUAUUUAGCAAGGAUAAUAACUCCUGUACACACUAACACAAACAAACAAAACAAACAAACAAACACACACUGAAGCACGCGGACUGUGUUCAUUUAUCAAUGAUUUCAACUUUGACUAUAUAAUUUUAAGUGCAAUGUGAUUUCCCCUGAUUUAUAUCUGUAUUUAUACACAUUUAUUUAUUCCUAAUAAGUAAGUACACUCACACACUCCCAACAAGAAACAUACAUAUAUAUAUAUAUAUAAAUACGUACGUAUACACACACGAAACCAAAGAAAAACGAAUUGGGACAUUUCGAAAAAUUGAGAAUUGCCGUCAAUUUUUGUAUGCAGCAUACGAUCACACGAGAUCUAUCAGCUUCUUCAUGGCAUUUUUUUUCGUGUCUGUGUAUGUAUAUUUUUUAACAAAAACCAGAUGAGAAAAGAAAAAGCUAAUGAAAAUGGAAUUCUGAAAAUCUAAAGAAUCUAACGAUCACACGCCGAACAAGAAUGAUAAAUUAAAUUACAUUUUAAAUGUACAUACACCACAAAA
Molecule: messenger RNA, 2447 nt
Organism: Drosophila suzukii
Lineage: Eukaryota; Metazoa; Arthropoda; Insecta; Diptera; Drosophilidae
Gene: unc-119
Product: unc-119 lipid binding chaperone
Biological process (GO): nervous system development; cilium assembly; lipoprotein transport
Cellular component (GO): cilium
Molecular function (GO): lipid binding
Source: RefSeq, a predicted model, not a curated record